Messenger RNA from Amoebophrya sp. A120, 1966 nucleotides. NCBI's taxonomy places the organism in Eukaryota, Dinophyceae, Syndiniales, Amoebophryaceae. The record is from the annotation of a GenBank genome assembly.
AGGUGGCAAAAUGCUCUAAAUGUAGUCGCGAGGCUGUGUAAGUAUCAUUCUUGAGCAGAGAGGAAGCGACCAGAUUGAACCAUUGUCAACAUAGCUCUCAUUGCACAAAAAUUUCCAAGCGACUUGUAGUUAUUCUGAAAAAAUCAGAAAAAUGAAGAUCAAAGUGCUCCACCACGCCGCGGAAGGCGACCAGGGGAAGGCGAACGAGAUGACGAAAAUCCAGCGAAAUCCGGACCCCAUCCUCCACCCCUUCGCGCGCGAAAGGGAAUACCAGCGAGCUCUGAACUCCGUGAAAAUCGAAAAAAUGUUCGAGCAACCGUUUGUGAAGGCUUUAGACAAUCACUUCGACGCCGUUCGAGUCAUAAAACGGUCCAACGUGUCCGCCACGAGGCUCUAUUCCGGGGCCUGCGACGGCGAGAUCUUGCUGUGGGACCUGGGCUACAGCAAGGUGCAAAGUCGGUGGAAGGCGCACACGGGGUUUGUAAGGGGGAUUAUCGAGGAGCCGAAUCUGAAUUCCAUGAACUCCAUUUUCACCUGCGGAGACGAUAAGUGCAUCCACUGGUGGGACUUGAACCAGUUGAACGGCUCAAAUUUGGAGAACGAAGCCGAAGCAACGUCCAGUGCUUUCGCGAGUAAACAGCACGCUCUGAACACGAGUAACUACAAUGUGGACAAGACGAGUGCGAAUCAAAUUCUGCCCAAGCACACCUACCGCACGACCAGUCCUAUUACUAGUAUUGAUCACCACUGGUCAAAACCAAUGCUAAUCUCAACUGGAGAAACCGUGGAUGUGUGGGACAGAAAUCGCUCCCAACCGGUGUCCAGCAUAGAAUGGGGCUGCGAACAGGUUUUCACCGCGAAAUUUAACCCGGCAGAGCCCUGCUUAAUCGCGGCAACCGCGGCGGACAACAGCAUUUCACUCUACGAUCUCAGGCAAAGCACGCAGCAAGGAGCGAUAAGAAAGGUAUUUUGUUCGGAAGAUGUGAUAAUUUCAGGUUUUCAGAAGAUCAGAAGAGAGUCGCUUCUGGCAGAAUCUUAUGUAUGGAUGCAAGAAUUCCAAAGAAAGAUUUAUUUCAGCACUGGUAUUUAUUUGCGCACAUAAUUUAUGGUUGCGGUUUUCAUCAUUUUCCAUAAAAUCCAUCCAUUUUCAUCUUGUAUCAGGUCCUCCUGAAAAACCGUUCCAACGCCCUUUGUUGGAACCCGCAAGAGCCCACCCACUUCACGGCGGCGAACGAAAACGGCCAUCUUUACAGCUUCGACAUGCGAAAACUGACUCACGCUUUGACCGUCCACCAGGACCACCAGAUGCCCGUCCUCGACAUUGACUUCGCCCCGAACGGGCAGGAAUUUGUGUCCGCAAGUUAUGACAAAACCAUCCGAGUUUGGAGUAGAGACGGGCAAAAAUCCAAGCACUGCUACCACACGAAACGGAUGCAGAGAGUUCUCACCUGUCAGUUCUCCACGGACGGCAGAUUCGUUUUCUCCGGCUCUGAGGACCACAACGUGCGGAUCUGGAAGGCGAAUGCAAGCGAGAAGCUGGGCACUGUGUCCGAACGAGAAAAGAAGUCGAUCUACUACAAGCAGAAACUAGUGGAGAAGUUCUCGGCGUGCAGGGAGAUUUCGAAGAUUAAGAAGUUCCAGCGGUUACCCAAACAGAUGAAAAACAACAUGGAGAAGCAAAAGAUCAUGAAGGACGCGAAGAAGCGAAAGGACGAAAACAGGAGGGCACAUUCCGCGGUCGGGUCCGUGCCGUUCGAGUCGGAAAGGAACAAAUUCGUGCGGGGAGAGUUGGAGUGAAAUGCUGCCUGUACGUAGUAUUUUUGUGCCUCAAAGAACUCUGCUUCAACAACGACAAUUUCUCCAACAGCGCAUCGGAUCAUCUUCCCUACUAGUGUGCUUUCAUCUCUUCAUGCAGACACGGAAUGCUUCAUGCUGAUGCUGAUGUAUGACUUUAUUUACACCGCAU